Manis javanica (Malayan pangolin) is the source of this 5706-nucleotide messenger RNA. RefSeq names its product chloride intracellular channel protein 5. The record is from RefSeq and is a predicted model, not a curated record. Lineage: Eukaryota; Metazoa; Chordata; Mammalia; Pholidota; Manidae.
ACACCUACCCGCAGCCCGGCACUUGUUACUCCCGGGACCUGCUGCCAUCCCCUGAACCCACCUUACCCCCUUGGCCUCCUGUCCCUUCCUGAACUCUGCCCCUUUCAUGUGAGCACCCGGGACUGAGCUCUCACACACAGCUGCUCCGGGCUUAAGAAAUACAUUUAAAGAAAAAAAUAAUUGAACGCCGCUUUGAAGAAGGGAGCCGCGCAGCAGGGGAGCAGAGCUCGGGCCCCGGACGCCGCAGAGGUGGCGCCUCCCCGGCCAGGAACGCUGGCCCCGGGCGCAGGCAGCAUGAUGGACUCGGCGACGGCGAACGGGGACGAUAAGGACCCCGAGAUCGAACUCUUCGUGAAGGCUGGAAUUGAUGGGGAGAGCAUCGGCAACUGUCCCUUCUCUCAGCGUCUCUUUAUGAUCCUCUGGCUGAAGGGAGUCGUGUUCAAUGUCACCACUGUGGAUCUGAAAAGAAAGCCAGCUGACCUGCACAACCUAGCCCCCGGCACCCAUCCGCCCUUCCUGACCUUCAACGGGGAUGUGAAGACAGAUGUCAACAAGAUCGAGGAGUUCCUGGAGGAGACUUUGACCCCUGAAAAGUACCCCAGACUGGCUGCGAAACACCGGGAAUCUAACACAGCAGGCAUCGACAUCUUCUCCAAGUUCUCCGCUUACAUCAAAAACACAGAGCAGCAGAACAAUGCGGCCCUUGAGAGAGGCCUGACCAAGGCACUGAGGAAACUGGACAACUACCUGAGCACUCCUCUGCCAGAGGAAAUUGACGCCAGCACCCGUGGGGACGAUGACAAGGGCUCCUGGCGCAGGUUCCUGGACGGGGACGAGCUGACCCUGGCCGACUGCAAUCUGUUGCCCAAACUCCACGUGGUCAAGAUUGUAGCCAAGAAAUACCGCAACUAUGAUUUUCCAGCUGAGAUGACAGGCCUGUGGCGGUACCUCAAGAACGCCUAUGCCCGGGAUGAAUUCACCAACACCUGUGCAGCUGACAGUGAGAUUGAGUUGGCCUACGCGGACGUCGCCAAGCGCCUCCGCCGAUCCUGAGCAUGGUCAUCUUGCCCCAUCACUGCUGGAGAAAGACUCAGCUUCUCUAAAGGACUCUGCCCCCUUCGCAGACUCCUCUUCCACCCCUUUGUUUAUCGGACCACAUCUUGCUGACAUCAUCAGAACUCCAGCUGCUGUCUUUUUGGAAGGUCAGCACCAACCCCAUCUAAUCACGCAGGAAUCUGUGAGCAGAAAUGGUGCAUAUCGUCAGCCUCUCAGCCUUUGGGCCUGAUCUGGGCUCAGUGUAUUUGGGGUCAGUUUAAGAGAACCAUAUAUGGGACUGCCACUGGCCCCUUCUUCCAAUAUCAAAAUAUCUCCUCAAAUGCAUUGGAAACAUGCAACACUGUGCCCUCCUCCACCCUCCUCUUUGGCAGUAACUCCAAGACCAAGAACAAAUGCCAUUUCAGUUCCUUUUGGAAAGAGACCCUGCCAUUAUGGGAGAUGAGUGGGUGAGAAGGAUGGAGCCGGCUGUGCGUUUGAGCAUCUGGCAGACACACCUCAGUCACUCAAGCUUUCUGACUCUCCUGUCACAUGGCCUUGAAGGCCAGGUUGAAAGCCAUCUGGGACACAGUUUGCUGCAGUGCUGGGAAGCCUGCAAUGCUCUCAGGCACCUGGCUGACACUGACCUCCGUUUUAUGCGGUCCGGGCCAUGCCAGAAAGGACAUGGGUGUGCAGUUUCAAACUCGGGUGACUGGGAAGGAAAGGGGAGGGGGCAGUGUUUAUCUAUGCGUGCCAAUGCCAAAAGGCCCCAGGGGAUGCCCAGCGUGGGGUUGGCUUGCUUAGGAGUAGUGGUUUCAUUGGCUGGGUUUGUGUUUAUGCACGGGUGAAUUUUGGUCUGUGAGAAGGCAGAUGGGACUGGGAGGCGGAAGGAUGGGGGAAGAUUAGUUCUUGAUGAGGCUUGCUGUUACCUGGGAAUCUUUCAGACAGGUCUUCUCUCCCAUGUAAGUCUUGAACUGGACAUGUCACAUACCUACCAACCUUAUAUCCAAAAAAAUGAAUUGGCCAGAAAUGACUUUCCAGCCAUUUUACGUUUUCCUAGAUGUAGGUCUGCUAGCUUGGCCAUCCAGCUGUGGUCACAGGUGGGUGAGGGGUACACUUAGGAGGUGGCAUGAUCAUGGAAGACCUUAGGAAGGAAGUCCAUGGGCCUUUCUGAAGGGGUGACCAUGUGUUUUGAACUUGAAGAAAAAUACAUGCCCUUCUGGGUUAAUUUUCCGAAUAUCUGACUCAACUGCGAGAUGACACAAAGGGAAAUGUUUGUAGUUACUAUUUCACUCCUGAAAGGGUUACCUCCUUAACAACUUACCUGGCUUGGGCAUGGGGACCUGUGCAGAGGAAACUAAGAAAAAUGAACUAAGCAUUAGCUCCCUGUCCCAAUGAAUGCCCUGUGAGGAAACCCACCCACCACAGACCUUCACCUCCAGCAGUCCCCCCUUCUCUGGUGCCUGUGGGUAGAGGGUGGGGCUCCCAAGUGCGGGAAACCCCAGGACUUGGCUCAUUGCUCAGGGAGGGUAGCUGGCACAGGCCCCUUUCCAUAGGAACAGCCACAAACUCUAACCCCAGCAAUCCCUGGACCUACCUGCCUCCAGGGACAGCUGAGGAAAAGACUGACCCAUUGAUCAGAGCGGAGGGGAGGAAGCAGGUGCUCCGCUGACCCACUGAGGAAGAGGAAAACUCUCAGCAGGACAAUUUAUAAGGUGGAGGGCUUUGCAAAGGUGGAGGAGUUUGUUUAUUUUCACCUCUGGAGGAACCUUUUCAAGGAUUCCCUGGAAACUUAGUCCCUGGCCAUGUUUAAAAGGGAGGACUGGCGAGGAAACGGUCUGUUUUCCUGUAGGGAAAAGCCCCAUAUUGGCCUCCUGGGAGUCGAAAGCAUGAAUGAUCCCACAGGCCUUUUAGUUAGUGUGAAAUCCUGUUGUCCUCGGGAAUUCUUCUCCUGAAUUCGGCAGCACAGCGUGCGGGGCGGUGACCUAAGAGGCCGUCCACUUUCUGCAGACCCGCAGUGGCGCUGUUGAAACACAGCCGAGGAGCACAGCCCGUGCGGCGGAGGCCCAGGUGGAGCAGCGCCCCCAGAGGAGCUGUCGGGUACUGAAGACUCUGUUUUCAUCCUCAGAAUUCAGCAAUUGGCCAGACUUGAAAAACAGUCUUUAAAAACAAACAAGCCAAACCAAAUCAAUAUUGUUGUUUCUACAUGUCCCUUCUGCAGUUGACUUAGUUUUAUAUAAAUAGUAAUAUUAAGACACAGGGGAGGGGGGCAGUUAUACGAUCAAUUGCAAUCAUUUGAAAGAAGGGGAGGAGUUAUGGAUGGCAGGCACUUGUGGAUACUUUAUUCAAGAAUAUCUAUUUAUUUCAAAAGAAGAUUAUCAUAUAAGAAACUGACUAUUGGCUCAGAGCUUUAAUGUCUUCUGACCAGAUUUAUCAGAGUAUUUUUAAAUGACAAUAAUAUUACCUUCUGAUUAGGUUUUUCAAUGGAGAUUUUUUUUCCAGCUCCUUCUGCCUCCCGGUGUUUUGGCCAUAACCUUGUCAUGUACACAGCAAAUCAUCUCCCAGCAACAAUGUGGUGAGGCCCUUAAGCAUCCACAGAACCAACUCAGAAAAGAUAGAAGGUUUGCAGUUUGCACUCUAGAUUUUAAGAGAGGAGGUGACCCUUGUCAUUGGUCUUGAAUGAAUACUGAUCACUCUGAAAGAAUUUCAGUGGCACUGAAAGGAGAUUAUUUGGGUUGAGAUCAUAUUUUAUUCUGGAUUAACUUCUCUCCUUUGACUUCCAUGUCACUAUUUUUUUAUGGUGUACACAGGGACAGGGAGAGGGAGAAAGAAGACUCAAACUGAGAAUGACUUCCUUGAAUUUACCCGUCUACUCAGCCCUCCCCACCUCUCUGGUUGGCUCAGAGAGGGAUGAGAAAAGAUUUUCGUAACUAUGAAAGAUGAGCUGGAUAAGUCAAAUGCUGAUUGUUCCAGAGCAUAGCUGCUUCUGUGGUGUUCCUUCCCCUCCUGACAGAGGAAGUCCAAUGCCUGGCAAUUCAAAAUCGCAGGCACGAGUCUGACUAUCUUGAUUUAAAGGAGGGAUGUAGCUGCCUGGCACCAAACUAAUGAGGGGAAAAGUGAAAAAUACGUACAUUCAAUUGAUUCAUUUGGUCACAUGAUCUCAGAGCUGUUUCAGCUCCCCAGGAAAUACCACUGUCCUGAGUGUUCACUUCUGCUGGUGGGGCCAGCAAGGGUCUUGAUCUUUUCUUUAGAAAAAGGCUAUGCCAAGAGUAAGAUUUCCUGGGUGGCACUGUCUAGCAUUUGUCAAAUGAAACAAAAGAAGCUCUUCGCAACAUCUGUGCCAGCCAGAGCCUCUGCAGACAGACAACACCAAGCAUCUUAGAGUUGUUUCAAAAUGGAUCAUACGUGGAAUAGGCCCCGAAGGUCUAAGUCCUAAGAGGAGCUAAGGCCUGGGCAGUAGAAUUAAAAGGGAAGCACAGUCAGGAAGGUGCAGGUUCGUCUAGUAAGAGUUUUCUAUUAUGAGAAACCAAUGAGAGUCUGUAUCUAAAAUCAAGCUGGUCUGGAGGCAGCAGAUAUGCAGUAGGUAUGUCUGCUCUCACCCCUAGUCUUGCUGGCCAGGAGCCGUUUAAACAGCAGAGCGAAUCAAGAUGCUGGUGUCUCCCUCUUUGGAAAGAUAAAGCAUUAACUCAUGGUUACAAUUAAAUUCAAUGAUUCCCAAGGGAUCACUUCAUAUUUUUUUUAGAUGUCAUUAAAAAGAAUCUUAAGAAUUAGGAAAAGUGUGUAUGUGAAGCAUCCUGGUUCUGAUGUUAGAACAGAUGUGGUCACAUCAUUGGCCUUGAGGCCCUUUUCUGCACACAAGGCCUGUUGUUUUCCAGUCAAUGCCCUUUAGCACUCCUCAUGAAUGCAUGCUCCCCUCCCUCUGCCAAUAUUCUUCUCCCACUUUAGUGUCAGGAUACUUUCAUUUCAUUAUUAGGUAUGAUCCAAAGCAUGCAGUUUUAUUUUACGUUGCUUAAGGAACUAGCUCCAAUGCUCCCUUCCUCAACAAAAAAUAAACGAUUAUCUCCAUAUAGGGUUUGGGUGAAUCUGUGUUUCUAUAAAAGCAAUUUGAUUUUUUUUGGCAAAACAUAGUUUUAAGGAUCCAAUUAUCUAAGGUAUUUUAUUUAUAGUUAGAGAUCUUGCAAUAUUGAUAUUAUGCAUAUAUUUAAAAUACAACCUAUCCAGCUGAUGUUGGAAUUUGUCUUACUUUCCUGCCUACCUGCUUGUCCCAUUUUAUAAGCUGGGAACUAAGUAAGUUGGCAAAAGAUGCCUAGCUUUUAUAAAAGAACAAACAUUUUAUUUUAUUUUACAAAGACACUCCAAAUAAUGGUUACUUGAUUUUCUCAAGACCUUUAACUGUGGUGAUAAAAUAACAGGACUUGCUUUUAAGCCUUAAUACAAAUUGCCUUUUAAUGAAGAUACUGCUGAAUGUUUUCCUCAUGAAUCUGAACCAGAUAGAUAUUUGUUUCCCAGUCUUGAUUGAUAUUGACUGAUUCAAAUAAAGUUGGUUCAUUUUCAAAUAUUACAAAAGCGAUCAUUAGACUUCUCAUUUGAGGUGGGGAUUGCCUAUACUGUUUUACAUGACAAAUGUGAAAUAUCUCUUUUUCUCCAAAUAAAGCUUAUUCUGUUUUCCCAUUA